GUGCUUGCCAGGGCCUUCGUCUAGUCAGCGCCUAGUGAAGAAGGUUCUGGUAACACCUCGUCCUGCGGCCCACCCUCAGGGACCCAGCAUCCUCUGGAGGACCACAGCUGCCGCUGCCUGGGACACGGCCAGUUUGGGGACACGGCGGGGUUGGCGUCAGUAUUUUUUGUUGCUCUGUACGGAACUCCGGCUUAGAAGUCCCAGCCUGAAACAGGCACCCGGGGAAGACUGCAGGUUUUCUGACAACACUGGGAGACACCCGUGGUGAUUCGACAGGGCUGGUGAAGAAGGUUCUAGAAGGUUCGAGAAGGUCCAAGUAGCUCCUUUUCAAAGAUGGAGUCAUCAGGGUCUUGGGAGACAGAGACUGGAGUGGGGGACGAUGAUAACCUUUGAACCCGCCGUGUGGCCCCGGUGAAGACAUGCGAGCCCGCAGGGGGAGGAGCAUACUGACUGGCACCUGAACCCGGCCGGCGAUUGGAAGCCCGCAGGUGCCAUGACGGGGCAGCUGCAGGCCAGCUUCGAGAGAAGCCUGGCGGACGCCCGGGCCUGGAUGGAGGGCGUGCAGGAGCGGCUGCGGCUCAGCGACGACACGCGCGGGCCCCUCGCGGCGCUGGAGGCCAGGCUGCGGGAGACCGAGCAAAUCUGCCAGCUGGAGCCGGAGGGGGACAUGAGGGUGGAGCAGGUGCUGCAGGUGGCCGAGGGGCUCCUGGCCGAAUGCCCCGAGUCCAAGAAGCCCGAGGUCCUGGGCCAGAUGAGGGCCAUCAAGGACGAGUGGGAGGAGACGGCCACCUACAUGACGCACUGCCACAGCCGCCUGGAGUGGGUGUGGCUGCACUGGCGCGAGUACCUGCUGGCGCGGGACGAGUUCGACGGCUGGUUCCAGAAGACGGAGGUGCUGCUGGCGCCCCCCGCCGAGCUGCAGCUGGGCCUGCGCGAGAAGCAGUGGCAGCUGGAGCACGCGCUGGUGCUGCGGGACCACGUGCGCCAGCAGGCCCCGCUCCUGGGGCGGCUGCUGGACGAGGCGGCCGCCCUGUUCCACAGGGUCGAGGACCCCAGCGUGGACGAGAGCGCGCAGAAGCAGAUCCAGGCGCAGUACGACGCCAUCAAGGCCAAGGCCCAGGACAGGGUGGAGGUGCUGCAGCGGAUAGCCCAGGAGCACGCGCGCUUCCAGGCCGGGGUGGAAGAGUUCCAGCAGUGGCUGAAGGCCUCGGUGGACAAGGCGAGCAGCUACCUGGGGCCCGACUCCAAGCUGACCACCAAGGACCGCCUCCUGGCACUGCAGGACAUCGCCAAGGGCUUCCCCAGUGGCGAGGAGUCUCUGAGCAGGCUGGAGGAGCAGGCUGCGGGGGUCAUCCGGAACACCUCCCCCCUGGGCGCCCAGAAGAUCACUGAAGAGCUGGAGAGGAUGCGGAAGCUUCUGGAGAAGCUGCUUCUCCUCUCGGAGGAGGAGCAGGGCCGGCUGCGGGCCGUGCUGGAGUCGGAGGAAGCCUGGGAGCGGCAGGCGCGGCGGCUGGACGCCGAGCUGGCCGAGUUCAGUGAGGUCCUGCAGAGGCUGGCCGAGAAGGGCCUGCAGCGCGAGGCCACGGACGGCGGGACCACAGAGCCCGACACUGAGGCCUGCUCCGAGGACGAGCUGGUGGCCCGCUGGAGACACUUCUCGACCUUGCGGGCGGCGCUGGCCGCCGAGGAGCCCCGGGUGCAGCAGCUGCAGGUCCAGCUGAAGGAGCUGGCCAGCCUGCCCCACGGCCUGGACCCAGAGUCGCUCUCCAAAGCGGUGGUGACUGUUGUCCAGGAGUUCGAGAGACUGAAGCGGGAAGGCACGCAGCUGCGGAAUAUCGCGGCCUGCGGCCUGUGGGAGCGUUUCCAGCGGCACCUGGACGGUCUGCAGCCGUGGAAGGACCUGGCCCAGAAGCUCCUGGACAUCACGGCCAGCCUGCCCGACCAGGCCUCCAUCCACACCUUCCUGCCCCAGAUCGAGGCCAGCCUGGCCGAGAGCUGCCACUUGAAGGAGCGGCUGCUGAUGCUGCCACUGCAGGCUGAGCUGCUGGACAGCGUGUUUGGCCCGGAGCGAGCCAGAUUCCUGCUGGAGCUCGUGACCUGCUCCAUGCGGGACCGGGACCUGCUGCACAACAGCCUCCUGCAGAGGAAGAGUAAACUGCAGAGUGUGCUUGCUCAGCACGAAGACUUUGCAGCCGCUUUUCAGUCCCUGAAGGAGAAGUUUCUGGACCUCCAGGCCAGGAUCCAAGCCAACAAGGGGCUUCAGUGGGACCUUCCUGGGAAGCAGGUCCAGCUUCUGAAGUUUCAGGGGCUGCGGGACGAGGCGCUGGACCUGAGCGUGCAGGUGGAGGCCACCAGACCCUUUAUCCAGGGGAACCGCCAGCACCAGCUCCAGCUGGACCAACUCUCCAUAGACCUCCAGGCCCUGCAGAGAUCUCUGGAGGGCCUGGUGGACAGCUGUCAGCAGAUCGUGCGCACACACUGCACCUUCAGUCACCAGCUGCAGGAGCUGCGGCAGUGGGUGGCCGUGGCCACGCAGAAGCUGGGGUCCCACAGCGAGGACACGGAGGCGUGGGGUGCCGAGCCCCGAGAGGCGGAGGUCGAGGGGCUGCUGGCCAAGCUUCCCGAGAAGGAGGCGCACCUGUCGCUGCUCUGGGGGCUCGGCCGCCAGGUGGUGGACUCGUCCUCGCCGGAAGGGGGCGCGCUGGUGCAGGAGGAGCUGCGGCAGCUGCAGGAGGCAUGGGAUGCGCUGAGGAUGCUGGAGGAGCGGCUGCUCAGCCUCCUGCGGAACCCGAGCCCCCCGCGGGGCGCGGGGGCGGGGCCGCCCAGGACCAUCUUCACCAACAGCAUCCCCAAGGAUGGGUUUCUCCUGGACCCGGUCCGGCCCGUGCCCCGGCCCGCUGGGCGGGCUGGUUGGCUUUGGGGAGAUGCAGGGGGUCCUGCCGCAAACCCCCAGCACCAGGAAGAUGCAGGCUCCCCUGGGAGUCUCCCCCAGCACCGGGAAGACGCCAGCGACCAUGGGGGGCUCCCCCAGCUCCAGGAAAACACCAGUGGCCGUGGGGGGCUCCUCCAGCUCCAGGAAGAUGCCAGUGGCCGUGAGGGUCUCCCCCAAUGCGGAGAAGACACCAGUGGCCGUGGGGGACGUCCCCAGUCCUGGGAAGAUGCCAGUGGCCGUGGGGGGCUCCCCCAGUCCUGGGAAGACACCAGUGGCCGUGGGGGGCUCCCCCAGUCCCUGGAAGACACCAGUGGCCGUGGGGGUCUCCCCCAGCCCCGUGAAGACACCAAUGGCCGUGGGAGUCUCCUCCAGUUCCAGGAAGAUGCCAGUGGCCGUGGGGGGCUCCCCCAGUCCCGGGAAGACACCAGUGGCCGUGGGGGGCUCCCCCAGCACUGGGAAGACACCAGCGACCGUGGGGGGCUCCCCCAGCACCAGGAAGACACCAGCAACCGUGGGGGGCUCCCCCAGUCCCGGGAAGACACCAGUGGCUGUGGGGGUCUCCUCCAGCUCCAGGAAGACACCAGUGGCCGUGGGGGGCUCCCCCAGUCCCGGGAAGACACCAGUGGCCAUGGGGGUCUCCUCCAGCUCCAGGAAGACACCAGUGGCCGUGGGGGGCUCCCCCAGUCCCGGGAAGACACCAGCGACCGUGGGGGGCUCCCCCAGUCCCGGGAAGACACCAGCGGCCAUGGGGGGCUCCCCCAGUCCCGGGAAGACACCAGUGGCCGUGGGGGUCUCCUCCAGCUCCAGGAAGACACCAGUGGCCGUGGGGGGCUCCCCCAGUCCCGGGAAGACAUCAGUGGCCGUGGGGGGCUCCCCCAAUGCGGAGAAGAUACCAGUGGCCAUGGGGGACGCCCCCAGUCCCGGGAAGACACCAGUGGCCGUGGGGGUCUCCUCCAGACCCGGGAAGAUGCCAGUGGCCGUGGGGGGCUCCUCCAGCCUCGGGAAGAUGCCAGUGGCCGUGGGGGGCUCCCCCAGUCUCGGGAAGACACCAGUGGCCGUGGGGGGCUCCCCCAGUCCCGGGAAGACACCAGUGGCCGUGGGGGGCUCCCCCAGUCCUGGGAAGACACCAGUGGCCGUGGGGGGCUCCUCCAGUCCUGGGAAGAUGCCAGUGGCCAUGGGGGGCUCCCCCAGUCCCGGGAAGACACCAGUGGCCGUGGGGGGCUCCUCCAGUCCUGGGAAGACACCAGUGGCCGUGGGGGGCUCCCCCAGUCCCGGGAAGACACCAGUGGCCGUGGGGGGCUCCUCCAGUCCUGGGAAGACACCAGUGGCCCAGGGGGGCUCCUCUGGCCCCGGGAAGACGCCAGUGGCCAAGAGGGGCUCCCCCAGUUCCGGGAACGUGCCAAUGGCCGCGAGAGGCUGCCCCAGCUCCGGGAAGACGCCGACGGCUGUGGGGGUCUCCCCCAGCUCCUGAGAAGCUUCCAGCAGUGGCUGCAGGUGGAAAACGCCGAGCUGGCUAAAAUUGCCACCACGAGGUCAGAGACAGCCAAGGACAUGAGGACCCAGGGGACGAGGCUGCAGGAGCUGGAGACGAGGGUGCUGGAGGGGCAGCAGCUCUUUGAGAACCUCCUUCGCCUGGGGCCCGAGGGGUGCUCCCGGGAGGAGCUGGAGGACCUGCGCUACCAGUGGAUGCUGUACAAGUCCAAGCUGGAGGACGCCGGCCACCUGCUGACGCAGGAUUCUCCAGGGCAGCCGGCCGGGUUCCAGGCGACGCAGAAGGCGCGGCGGCCGCGAGGCGUCGGCUCCUUCUCGCAGCGCGUGUGGUGCGCGGCGCUGCCCCUGCAGCUGCUGCUGCUGCUCUUCCUGCUCUUCCUGCUGCUGCUGCCGGCCGGGGACGAGCGUCGCAGCUGCGCGCGGGCCAACAACUUCGCGCGCUCCUUCCGGCUCAUGCUCCACUACAGCGGGCCCCCGCCCACCUAGCGGCCCCUCCGCACCGCCCGCCACCGACCCGCGGCCGCUCCUCUCGCCCAACGAUGCUGCUGCCCGCGCGGACGGACGGCGUGCGCCAGGGACGCACGGACGCUGGACGUGGAGAGGCCACCGCCGCCGCCGCCGCCGCGUCCUCUCUGAAGCUGGGGGGCUCCGCCGCCUCCUGCCACUUCGCCCACCCUCAGGGUUCCUCGCACUUUUGCCUUGGUCUGUGGUCAGCCCUGGACAGCAGGGAGAGUCGCGUCCCUUCUGUAACCGCCUCUUGGCCCAGACGCCCACCACCAUCCACUCACCGUCCCGUGUCAGAGCAGAGAGAAGACCUCCAGGGCGCGGGCAUCGCAGCCCUGCGCCUGUUUCACCCUGGGCCGGCUCAGACCAGCGAGAAGGCUUGGGGCUCGGGACUCGGGACUCGGCCGGUGGGGGGCCCCUGCACCCCUGCUCAGCUUUGACGGGACAGAUCAGUGAGGACCAUCUGCAGUGACCCCCCAGGCCUCGGGACUGAGCCAUCGCUUCUGUGUGCCGUGACGGAGAGGCACUCCCAACCAAGAUGCACCAUUCCGGUGCAUCCAGAUGAACCCCAGGACGUUCCGGGUGCACAGCUCUGGGGUUCAUAGCUGGGCCGGGGGCACCUGCCUUGUUGGGUGAGGGUCCGUGGACAAGCUCCUUCUGUCCCCUCCUCCCCUCAGAGGGACGGUGGAAAGAGGCAGGUCCUCUGAAAUGUCCCCCACAAGUCCAGAGGGGCCACAGAUCUCUCUGGAUCCCCGCAAGGGGGGGGGCGGGCAGCUCUGCCCCCAUCCCUGGGAAAUGGGGGGUGCUCCCGAGGUUGGUACCAGGAUCCAGUCCUGCCGAUACCGAGGCCACAUUUCUUUUUAAAGAGACGGUGCCAUGCCCUUAACGGUUCCGCUACAAAUGGGCCACUGGACACUGGAGUCAUUGGUACAGCAGAAAGGUCCUUCCACAGAGGAGAGCCCUGCCCCGCAUGGGCUGGCCCUCACCAUGCCCUGGGACGUGUCACCCGCCCCCCCCCCCCCGGAGUCGGGGGAGAGGCGCCUUCUGGGGCACGUCUGUGGAAGUACGGAACUCAGCCCCCAGACCUGCUGGUCACUGGCCAGUCAUAACCGGCCCCCUGGCCUAGCCGGGGUGGCCCUGCCUGUGCUCCGCUGGCCUGGAGGGGUGGAAGUGGGGCCUUUGCCACACUCCCUCUUCACAGGAGAAAAGACUGAGGCUCAGAGAGGGGAGGUGACUCGCCCAGGGCCACCCGAAGCCCUCACACUCAGCACUGCCUCGCCCAGGCCUGGAACUUUAGCCCUUCUUUGGGGAAGGCAGCCUGGGGUGGGGGCCCUCGGGGAGGGAGAAACCCCCCCGGAGGUGGGGCGUGGGAGCAUCUGUCUUUCUGUGUUUGUUUUUUUAAAAAACAAUAUUGCUGCCAUAUAAUUUGCUUUUUGCAUAACAUUUUUUUUAAAAAAGAGAGAAUUGAUAUUUUCAUUACUUUCGUAUAAAUACAGUUGUAAUAUAUAACGAC
This is a messenger RNA of Sorex araneus (European shrew), 6440 nucleotides long. RefSeq names its product spectrin repeat containing nuclear envelope family member 3 (gene SYNE3). Gene Ontology annotation, cellular component: meiotic nuclear membrane microtubule tethering complex; cytoplasm; nuclear outer membrane. Bases 494 to 4909 code for a protein of 1471 amino acids. Gene Ontology annotation, molecular function: actin filament binding. Gene Ontology annotation, biological process: nuclear migration. Lineage: Eukaryota; Metazoa; Chordata; Mammalia; Eulipotyphla; Soricidae. The transcript is spliced from 19 exons. The record is from RefSeq and is a predicted model, not a curated record.